AAGUGUGGGCGGGACCUUUCACUCUUUUUUGUCCUCAUGCUCUGAUAGGCAAGAGGCACCUUGUUUCAUUUAUGAGCAUGUAAAGGCCAAGUCCUAUUUGAAGGCAGUCAACACAGUGAAUCAACAUAGAGUUGUGCCAGUAUGAAAGGGCAUAGCUGAGGAGAUUCACUGGUCACUUCUCACUCUACUGGGCUCUUCACUGUAAUAUGCAAUACAACAGCUGUCUGCGGUGACUACAGCUCAGCUACAGGUCGAUUGGGUGCUGUGGUUGGAGACUGCAUGGCUUCAGGUGGAGCAGAGGAAGAUGAUGGAGGCAUUCCUUUGGACAUUGACAACGUGCACAUGCUCCUACAAGUGGAGCAUGAACAGAUUCAGAAAAGAACUUUCACCAACUGGAUAAAUGCUCAACUGUCUAAGAGAUGCCCUCCCUCGUUUGUGUCAGACCUGUUUUCUGACCUUAGAGAUGGGUCACUGCUGCUUGACCUGUUGGAGGUGAUGAGUGGUCAGUCUAUGAAAAGACAAAGGGGGCAGGGCGUCUUCCAGCAGAGGGCCAACAUUGAGACGGCACUAAACUUCCUCAAGAAGAAAUCUAUCAAAUUGGUGAACAUAAACAUCCCAGAUAUCAUUGAUGGACGGCCCUCAAUCAUUCUCGGCCUUGUGUGGACCAUCAUUCUCCGCUGUCAUAUUGAGGAGUUGGCCAGUGCUCUCUCCUUCAGCUCUCGUCAUUCCUCCCUCGACUCUCUGUCCAGCCUGGACUCCUGGUCUGGCAGCCCCAUCCCAGCCAGUCCAGUUCCCGCAGGCCGGAUGUCUCCCCUCCACAGACGCUUCAGAAUAUCUGCCAAGAAGGCCCUGCUCAUGUGGGUCAGGGACCAAUGCCAAAAGGUUGGUUGCUCUGUCAGUGUGAAAGACUUUAAGUCGAGCUGGAGAAGUGGAGAGGCCUUCUUGGCCAUCCUGUGUUCUCUCAGACCACAGCUGGUUGAUCUCUCACUGGUCCAGUCCAGGAGCAACCAGGAGAACCUGGAAGAAGCUUUCCACCUGGCUGAGAGGGAGCUCCACAUCCCCCGCCUGCUGGAGCCCCAGGAUGUUGAUGUGAAAGACCCCGAUGAGAAGUCCAUUAUGACAUAUGUGGCCCAGUUUCUACAGUACUCCAAUGACAUGCCAGCACCUGAUGACUAUCUGCAGCUGUUUCCUCUGGAUCAGCCCUCCUGCUUCUCACCUGUGAAUUUACCUGCUCACUUCACUCCAGCAGUUGCUGUCUCACCGUUACGCCAGGUCUCCCCAAGUGAGAGAGCACAAGAGGUAACUUGUUGGCUGGAGCAGGCCUUUCAGGAACUGUCAGAAGCAUGGACGGCUGCACAGAAUUCAAGCUAUGCAGAAAAAUAUCGAGUGUUCCAGAGUCUCGCUGGCUCCUUCACUGAGCAAAGGAGACCUGUAAUGACCCUGCUCACAAACAUCAAACGAUGCCCUGAGCUGAGUCGAGAGCAGCAGGCUCUCAGGGCAGCGUGGGAUCGUAUGGAGGAGGAGCUGCAGAGAUGUAAAGCAGACCUGGACCUGAGUCUUCCUCCUCCUCUGGACUCUGUGGUUGCAUGGCUGCAGCGUGCAGAGGCAGCGCUAACAGAGGAGGGAGGAAGGGUGAAAGAUCAUGCAGGUGCUGCUAAAGAAGCAAGAGGUCAACAAGACACCCUGAAGACUUUAAUUAAAGAGAUGAGCCACCAUGUCCAGAUCCUUGACAACUACCACAACAUGGAUGGCUCAGGGAACGUGCUAGUGCCUCUUGAAAAGUUUGAUGAGAUAAAAAGACGUGUAACCCAUGUCAGAGUCACAGCCAAAUAUCAAGGGAUCAAGUUGGAAUACCAGGAAUAUCGUCACACUGUGCUGGACCUCCUGAAACGUAUCAAUGCCAAAAUCCAGACCUGGAAAACUCCCUACAGAUCAAAGGAGGCCGUAUAUGUGCUCCUGCAGGACUGGCAUGAAACAGUGGAGCGUCAAGGCAUAGUUUUGAUUCUGAUGGACUCUCUCCAAAUCCUGAAGGAGAAGGCAAAUGCUUACACCAGCAAGGCAGCACUAGGUGCAGAUUCCCAGCUUGUUAAUCGUCAGGUGAAAGAAGCAGAAAGUGAAGCUGAACUGGUUACACAAGCUGUAACGGCCAUGAGAGGGCUGAUGGAGAGAGUGGUGUCUGCGUGGGAGACUUACAACAAGUGCCUCGUCUCUCUACAGACGUGGCUCUCACAGACUGCUCAGUCACAAACCCAGUCUGCUCCUGAGGGGACACAGGAUAUGAGUGAGUGGAUGUCAUGUCAAGCGAAGCUAAAUGAGGUGGGGAACUUGGUUAUUGAAGUGACAGAAACUUCAACAAGCCGCACACUGUCUGAACAACUCAGCAAGGUCAACAUGCAGUGGGCUGAACGUAUGAAGAGGACAAAGUUUGAGGUAUCAUCGGAGCCCAGUGUCGGACCCCCGUGUCUUCAAACGGUGCAUUCACUGACCCAGGAAGCCAGCUUGCUACUGAGACAACCACUGGAUGUGGCCUCAGUCCCACUGAGGGCUAACAGACAGAAACUACAGCUACUGAGUAAAAAGAUGACAGAAGUGGACAUGUCAUCCGCAGACUUCCAAACAAGCUGCUUAGAAAACUUCCAGCAAACUCUCCCACAGGUGCUGGCUGAAGCAGAGAGGACCUGCGGGGAGCUGCAGCGGGCCUCAUCCAGACUAGAGGGCCAUCUGGCUGAGCUGGAGCGCUGGAUCACAGAUGCCCUGGACUGUUACCAGCACCUAAAGGAGAAAGAGAAGAGAGGACACUCUGCGCAGGACUCUGCAGCCAAAGGCCUGAUCUCUCGAGGCUUACAGCUGGAGAACCAGGUUGUAACGGAGGGACAGGAGCUGCAGGACUUCGUUGCACACGUACGGAAAACCUCUCCUCUGCAGAGCCUCAGUACGUCUGGGCUGCAGGACAGGAUCACAGAGGCAGUCUCCCACUGCCAGGAGAUUCUUGGAAUGUUUAGUUCCCUUGGGUUUAAAGGGCACGUGGGUGAAGCAGUCCAUCAGACACAGAGAAAGCCGGAGACAGGGUUAUUUGUUGUAGCCAAAACCAAACAUGUAGACCAGACUGGGAAUGUUAAGCUGCAGACCCAGGACCCAAGUCAACUUUCACCUCAGGUUCCACCUCAUACACCUCAACAGAGGACAAGAGACCUCCAGCACAAGGACAUACAGGAUGAAACUAUUGUUAUACCCCAUGUGAAAAUCCAAAUGCUGCCUCAGCCUUCGAGGGAGUUAGUGCCUCAUUUUCACUCUUCUCUUGUAAAAGAAGCUGAAUCUAAGCCCAUCAUACAGCCUCGGUCAUUUCCUGAAUCCCAUACUCAAGCUUUAAGUCAAAAUGACGAACCUUCCACCAUCUUUGACCCAAACAUUUCAAAAAACUCUGCUGCUGUCCAAACAUGUAACAGAGGAAAAGGGAAGCUCGUCCCCCUCACAAACUCACAAAUCCAAACCCAGAAUAAGAGGGCAACCAGACACUCUACAGGUAAUAAAACACCUCCACAGCCACCGGUCGUGGUCCGCAGUGAAGUCCAUUCAAAAGCCCAGUCGAUGGCCAGAAGCAGACUGGAGAAGACCAGGGUUCGUCUGCAGGGACGCAUCCAGCAAGCCAUCAAGUUAUUCAGUGGCAAAGAGGUUUCAGAGUCACAAGCCAAGAAGAAACAGCGGGCUUUAAAGACUCUGCAGCCUGUCAUCUUGGAGGAGUUCCUGGAUGCAGUGGAAGGUUUUGGGGCCUUCUGCUCUGGGUCCCAGCUCCAGGACUUGAUGCUCCUGUCUGACUCAGUCAGGAAGCAGUGGGAGGUUGUCAUGGAUGAAGAUGCAUCUGCUGAGGAGCGGGUUGAAUCACUCAGAGCGCUGUGUGAGACAGUGACACCAAGUGAAUCAUCCUGCCUGGCAACAGAUCUGCUGAAAGAGUCAGAUGAGGCUCAGGAAACACAAUGCAGUGACUCAGUGCUCCCAGCACACAGCAGGGGACGGCAGCUUGGGGGAAACACCCCGCUGAGUGCGACUGGCAUAUCGGCCGACCCACAGCCGAGCAGCAGUCUGCCGCGGGAACAAAGGGAGGACAGCCCGCGACGCGACCUCUCACCUGCGGCUGGCGAGGUGCCAGUUCACGGUGAUAUCCUGCCUCUGCAAUCUCAGGAUGCCCCAACGGAAAGACCGGUCUUAAAGUCUUCACUUCGAGCCCAAGAGAAGCCACUGAAGGCUCGUCUACUGCACAUCAUAAAGAGCAGUCAACAAGUCCAGCCUCACAUACAGGCGGUUGUCAGGGGCGACACCGUGGAGGCCAAGCAGGAGGCGGAGUGGACGGUCGUACCAGAGGCGGUUGCCCCAUCACAGGAAGAGCACCCCGCUGAACAGGAAGUACUGGAGAGGUACAGAAAGUCCAGCUUGAUAUUUCAGUCUCAACUUCAGAAUAACAAGCAACAUUUAGAGGCGUUUAUCCCAGAGCCAGUCACUGUCUCUACCCUGCAGAACCAAAAGAAACAACUACAGACUUUAAAACAGGAGACAGAGGCACUAUGGUUUGAGUUUGAGCUCCAGUAUGCCCAACUAUCCCAGUCCCUCCAUCUGAUGACCAGGGAAGACCUGAGUGAGGUGCAGAGGGACUGGGAGCAGCUGACUCAUGAGUGGAAAAGCCAACAAAUGUGCCUGAAGAACAGGAUGACGUCUCUGGAGAAUACUGCUGAUCUGAUGGAGUCUGCAGAUGAUCACCUGGCACUGAUCACACAAAAACUGGACACGAUCAUGUCAGAGUCCAUGGACAUCUCCUCCUUCAACUUGCCUGACCUCAGUCUGCAGUCUGACUUAAAGGAGAUGGAUCACAGGCUGCAGUCUGAAAUGAGAAGACUAUCAAAACAAAGCAGUGAAGAGGAAAGACAACAGCCAGAAGCCACAUCCCUCCACCAGGCUCUCCACAGCAGCGUCAGUCAUCUGAAGCAGCUCAGACAGCAGCUGGAGAAGGUUCAGUUAGCUGCCCAGGCUGUGGAUCACUUCCUGGCCACAGUGAGGGAAGUCAAGGCCGAGAUCCCAGCCCCGCUGGCAAACCAGGACGCCAGCAGGCAGCAAACUGAGGCAGACUGGGAGCAGGAAAGGCAUUCUUGGCACGCAGCAUUGCAGCAGAGGUUGCAGACUGCUGCGGAGCAAUCUGAGAAAGUUGACAGCAAUUUAAAGGCAGCGGGGAUGACUCUGAGCAUGGAUGGGGCGAUCGUGACGUGCCAGGAUGUGGUGACGUCACUGUCCAAGCACGUUGUGGACGUGGAGAAAAAGCUGAUUAGAGGCAGGCAAAGGGAGAGCAAAGAUGAGUUAAAUUCAGUGGGAAAGGAGCAAAUGAAGAGGAAUGAAGAGCUGAAUCCUGUGGAGAUACGUCAGGCAAAGACUGGGGAUGACUCAUCACAGCAGGGAGGAGCACAGGUGCAGGAGCAGGAGCAGGAGCAUCCCCCUCCAAGGAGGGCGAAAGAGGAGCUAGAGUUGGAGGCUGAAAGGAGUAGGCUUGAUGGAGAGAAUGACACAAACAGACAAAGGAAGAAGGAGCACAGGUCUGAGGGGGAUGUCAAGGACCAGAGGAGAAGCAGCAGCCAGGUUAAGAAAGAGGGGGAGGUGAAGGAGAGCUUGGCCCAGAGGAGAGCUGCCUUGUUAGGGGCACUGAGGGAGAUAAAAGGAGCAGCUGAACAUCUGAAACUGCACGAGCCCACCCUGCCUGCUCUGCAGCAGAGGACACGAGCCUUGACUGAGCUGGAAAGUCGUCUCGCUGGCCUCCUGUCUGAGCUGCAGCACGUACGAGAUGCAUCUUCAUCAGGAACCUAUGAUGUGAGUCAGAGCAGCGAGGUGGAGGAGGUCUGGGAGGAGACAACAAGAGCUGUAACUGAACGGCUGGAACAGUGUUGCGUCUUAACUGAGCUGCUGAAGAUGUUUCAGAGCACUCGGGCUGAGCUUAGCGGGACGUUGCAGAGAGCAGAAAGCACCAUCAGUGAACAAGCCUCCUAUAUGGGGAAAGACAACCUGCAGAGAUUACACACUAAGGUUCAGGAAACAAAAGCAGAGCUGAACGGCCUCGGGGACAGCAUAGAGGAGGUCCGCAGCGUCUGCAGGCAGCUUCACGCUCACCUACGUAAGAUACCAGGAUGCAGCAACAUCCCGUUUGAGAGUGAAGCUGAUAUUCUUAUGGACAGCUGGCUGGAUAUAUCAGAAAGAACAGAUUCCUACCUUGAAAACUUACACCGCAGCCUGACUCUGUGGGAUGGAGUCCUCCAGCUGGGAGCAGAGGUGGAGAGCUGGACCGACAACAAACUCACAGAGUUUGCUCAGUCUCCAUCCUUUCAGUCUGAGGGUGACAUCAAGACACUGCAGAACGAGAUUAUGGCCCAAGAGAAGAGUGUGGAGCGAUUCCAACAGAGAGCCAGUGAGAUUCAGUCGCUGCUCCAAAGCACAGAGCCUCUACUGGAGCUGCAGGUGGCUGAGACCCAGAUGAGGAAGAAGAUAGAGCAACUAAAGGAGCUUGGUUCUGAAGCUGAGGACGUUUACAAGCAGAUGGUGGCUGCUAAAGGGACAAAUUGCUGCCAGGGUGGCCGAGUGCUUCAGCUCCCUCCAGAAGAUUCAGGACUCCCUCCUCACUCUCUGUGGUUCAGAUGUUGCAACAGUCCUUGCAAAGAACUGUGUUGGCAACUCCAGACCCAGGAUGAGCAGGCAGAGAGUUUGCUGGAGGACCUGCGUGUUCUGACCUCCAUAGCCAGUCCAGAUAGUCUACAGAGUCUGUCUGCGGAUGGGAUUCAGCUGCAGGAGAGAAUCAGAACCUCCCAUCGGCUCUUCUCUGAGGUGGAAGAACAGACUCAGAGGAACAUCCAGGAUCUCGACAGGCUGGAAAAGGAGAGUGAGGAUUUAGAACGAUGGCUGCAAACCGCUGAGGAAAAAGCAGCAAAGGAGGAGGAUCCUAGUCUCCUGCAAGAGGAAGCAGUUACACAAAGGGCGAGGACAGAGCUCCUCAGUCAGCUUGUGUCAUCCUUACAAAGCAGCAACCUUCAGCAGUCUGCACUGGUGGAAGAAAGUAGCAAACUGCUGGAACGAUACCACAACUUUUACACCAGGGUGCUACAUGUUGCAGAGGAGAGGCAGUGUCCUCUGAGCAGGGACGUCGAGGUGUUUCAGGCUUUGUCGAAGUCCACACAAUCCUGGGUCGGAGAGCUGAGACAACUUGUUGACUCUUUGCUUGGUGAAAGUCCCUGUAUCCAGAGUCCUGUAGAGCAGAGACUUCACUGUGCUCAGGCUGUGGUACAUGCAACAGCAGAUGGAGAGGCUCGCCUCCAGGAGCUCAGAGUUGCUGGAAAUGGUCUGAGCCGCAGGCUGUGUGAUGGAGAUGACCUGAAACAGGAAAUUCAGGAAACCAUCCAGAGAAUAGAGGAGCAGUGGACAGAGCUUCUGCAGUCAGUCGAGCCUUAUCACAGGGUCCUGCAGACUGAUCCAGAGCUCAUCUCCUCCUACCUGUCCAGAAGACAGGAGGUCUGCUGCAGAGUGGAAGAGCUGCAACGCCAAAUUACUCAGCUCCCCAUCUCAUUCCCCUGUCCCGGCACAGCUGAACGUAGACAAGCCUGCCUCCUAGCCCAUCAACUGUGCGAUAAGUCUGAAUCCCUGCAAUUAACUCUUACCAGCCUGGCUGAACAGAGGCAGGGGCUGGCUGAGCGACGCAGCGACGCCAUCUGGAAAGAUUCCUCCUGGGCUGAGCUGGACACCUGCUGCUCAUCGCUGAUGGCAGAGCUGAAGGAUGUGUGUUCCCGCCUCGAGGACGGUUUGAGUAAUGAGGAACAUUUUGGCCAGUUACUGCAGGACUGCCACCAUAAAUUGACAUCUCUGCAGGAGAGGAUGUCAGCCUGUCAAACCCAGAAAGAAAGCUCAGCUGGACUGUUCACUGAUGUACCAGCUCUGGAGGCUUUGCUACAGGAAGUAACAGACACAGAAAAAGAUAUUUUGCAACUUGAAACACUGAAGGACUCGAUCGCAGACAGUGCAACAGUCGAGGCCCGAGUAAGCCUCUCCAAGCAAGUCAGCGAUCUCCAAGACCACAAGAGGGCGCUAGACAGCAGCAUCAGAGAAAACCUGGCACUGCUCAAAGAGAACAACAACCAGAGAGUUCAACAAGUGAAGGAAGAGAUCUCCAGUGUGCAGACAGCAGUGAAAGACCUGACUGAUAAUGUUGGAAAUCUGUGUGAUGACCCUGAAGUGUCACCUGGUAUCAGCCAGCUCAAACAGCACUGGUGCUCUAUACAGGGCUUUGAUACCAGGCUGACAGAGUUGGCUGCAAGAGUAGACAGCCUGCAGAAGACCGGAGAGUCCAGCGUCACACGAGAAAUGCUUCCCGCAGAUGUCACUUUGACUGUCGAUGCAGUUGCUAAAGACCUUGACAGCCUCAGGUCCAUUUUUCCACAGAAGAAGCAGGAGUGUGCAGAAAACGCUGCUAACAGAGUGAGACAGCUCAUCAGGCAGCUGCAGCACUGGAGCCAAACGUGUUGGACAUGGAGCCACAGGACAUGCAGGAAACUGAUGGAGACCAGACAUCCAGAGGGAGGAGAGCUGUGUGGUGCAAAGCUCACAGACGUCCCAGAGAAAAAAUCUGGACUUACAACAUCAAUCAGUCCUGAAUCAGACCUGAAAAGCCCUCAUUUAGCAGCACAGUCUGAGACAUGUGAGUCAGUUGCCGAUCAAGAACAAGAGAAAUCCUGUGAGGACAUCACUGUCAGCCCAAAUAAAGUGUUUACGAUAGUGCUGGACAUGGAGCCGCAGAACACGCAGCAAAGGGAAAAUGUUGGAUCCCGCAGCCCAGAUGUAGCCAGGUGUUCACAGGGAGCAGGGCUGUGUGGUGCAAAGCUCACAGAAAGUUCAAGCACAGGACUCCCUGAGAAAAAAUCUGAACUGUCUUCAACAUUUAUCAGGCCUAAAGCAGAUGAAACAGACUUAAAAGGUCAUGGUCAAGUGGCAGACUCAAUGUCAGAAAACCCCUCAGCAUUAAUGAGUACAGACUUGGAGGAGAUGCAAUCUACAAGUGCCCAAUUAUCAUGCAAAGAAAACUCAGAAACCUAUGAAUUAAUGCACAAUGAGGAGGUGAAUUCCUCCAAAUGCUGUGGCACUGUUGCUGACUGUCAGCUCACCGACACUCAUGUAGCAGAAACAACAUUUCCGGAUGUCAAACAAGAGGAGGUGACAGAUUUCUGUCACACUGAGAAGCAAACAAUGAGCUCAGUCUUGUGCACUGCGGAAAGUUCAGUGCCAACUGGAGAAGCCUUAACUAAAACUCACAUACCUGCCGGUGUCAGUAAACAGGCGACGGCUGCUGACACUGCAGAAAGCGCAGGUGCAGGACAUGCAGAGAUGGCAGAGGAAGAAAACACAGAGGAAGCAAGUGACCCCGAAGGCCCGGAGCCCGAACAUUCAGAAGUGCCAGAAAGACAAGAUGACGCUUCGCUGCUAAGAGAAGAGACUGAAUCAACAUUACCACCUGCAUCGCUGGAGGAGGCAGAGGUGACACAGGGACAGCCUCAGAUGCAAGAAAGCAUGGAGCCCGAGAGGACGGCGCCGGGUUUGUCAGCUGGUCUGGGAGCUGGAGAGAAGACAGGUGGCUCACCAGUGUCCUACAAACACACGCCCACCAUGCAGGAUAUUUUGUCUGAGAUACAGAGCUUGGUGGAAAGAAGUAACAUAAUAAAUAGGACACCACAUAUUGAUUUAAAUUGGUAUCUGAAGUCCUCUCCCAGUGAGGCAGAGAUUCGGUUGGUGCGAACCGUCCAGCAGGUUCUGGCGUGUCGAUAUCAACCAGCACAACUUGAUGUCACAGCUAUGGCCAAACAGCUGGAGGAAGCAGAGGAGUACAGGUGCUGUGUGCAGGAGCAAGUAGCUUCUAUGAAAAGCAUGAGUGCUGCGAGAGUUUGUGAUCCAAAUGCCUUGAAAAGAGCUGAAGGACAGUGGAGUGCAGCGCUGCUGGAUGCCUCUGCCACCGUGCAGGUGAAAGCAGCACAGCUGGAUCAGGUCAAACAGUAUCACAAACAGAUGAAGAUGGCCAGAGCUUUUCUGGAGGUUUUAGCUGCCGAGAAGGAAAAAACGAGCUUAAAUGCUUUGGGGAGUAGCGCUGCUCAAGCAGACAAACUCCACGCCCUGCUGCAAACCAUGGAGCUGAAGAAAAACAUAAUGGAGGAGCUGCUCCACCUAAGUAGCCAAUUAUCAGUUCACCUGAGCGACGCUGAAAGUUCAGGUGCUCUUCUUGCCCAGCUCGGAGACGUCCAAGAGGAGUGGAGGCUUUUAGAGGGAAGUAUCAAGAGAGCUCUACGACACGCUGUGAACUCCACCUCCCAAGCCUCUCUUCUUAUAAAAGAGGCCGAACAGCUUAAAGCCAAAUUCGAAGCUCUUCAGAACUCCAACUUUCAGAGCAAUGACAGCAAGAGCGCUUUAGAGUUAGUUUGCCUGACCACAGACCUUAAACUGUACAACCAGCUUUAUGUGAAUUUACAAUCCCAGGCAGACGCUCUCAUCCAUUUCUCUCUGGGUCAGAAGGAGAAAGAUGAGAUCCAGUGUAGUCUUACGGAGUUCGGGUCUUUGCUUAACGUCACCAAGAGAAAGCUUGACGCUUCCACAUAUAGCUGUGGAGGCAUUUCUUCAACUAAGAUGAACAAACAAUUAGAGGACCUCGUCAUAUGGGCCAAGCAGGCAGAAAACCACAUCUCCACUGGGAAAAAGUUAGCUCUUUUCCCCGAGGAGGCUCGUAUCCAGAUUGUCGACAUGAAGAAAUUUCAGACUGAUAUUUUGUCCCGACGGUCCAAAAUGCAAGUCCAAGUUGAGGAGAUGAAAGAUGUAGUCUCUGAUAUGGAAAAGGAGGAAAGCGACCAAGUGUUGAAGACAGUUGAAGACCUCUACGAGGCCAUUGCUGACAGCUUGGAUCAUGUUCUUGACACCAUGAAGAAACACCUACACCAGAGGGAGAAACUGUUAUCCCAGCUCUCUAGCAUGGAUGCUUGGCUAGCAGAAACACAUGCUAUGAGAGACCCCUGUGCACACGUUGAAAACGUCUCCAAAGCUGACAUCCAAAAGCUGGAGAGCGAGCUGGAGAGGCACAAAUCAGCCACCGCCGAGAUACAGAGCCAGCUCAACCUGGUGGAGGCAAUGACCGACAGUUUCAAGGACAUAGCAGUAGGGUUGAGUCCGGGAGAGAGCCGCUACCUUGUCAACAGACUGUCAGGCCUUUGGACAGAAUUAGAUGGACUGCUAGCUCACGAGAAAGCAACCAGCUGGGAAUUAGAGGAGCUGAUUCAUGAGCGAACCUCUUCAGAUGAGGAAUUAUCAACCAUCCGGGAUAGCUUGAAGCAAAUUACCGCUGAUUUGGAGCAGCAGAAGUUCCCUUUAACACACGAAACCCUUUUAACAGUUGCACAUUUGAAGCACAUGCUAAUGGAGAAUCAGUGUCAAGUGCAAGAGCUUCAGCACUGCCACGAGGCCAAGCGAAGCGCCCUGCUGUACACCAUUGGAGAACUGCAAGAUAGGUGCAAAGCUCUUAGUCUUAGCGCCUUUGAGCAGGACAAAUAUCAGCACCUGAGGAGACAAAUGGAGGAAUCUAGAGACAUUGCCAAAGAGCAAAUCCAGCGUGCCAACGACAAAACACUCAGUGUGGGAGAGAGGUUCAGACUAUACCAAACACUCCUGGUCGAACUUCCUUUGGUGAAGACACAGUGUCAGGAAGCAGGGGACCAACUGGAGGCCGUAGCUCAGGAGUUGCAUCCGUCUGAGCUCAACUCAGAGCGGCACAGGAUUCAACGCACUGUGGAGACUUUGGUCUCCUGGGAGAAUUCUGUCACAGCUGAUGUCAAAAAUCUAGAGACCAAGCUUCUGCUAGGUCUGCGCUUUUCCUCUGAGCUUCCUGCUUUAAUUGAGUUGUUCCAAAGGACAAGAGAGGAGCUGGCGGAGGCCGAGCCAGUUGCUCCAGAUGAGAAAGCAAUAGACAGCGCUCUACGAAGAUACUGGGUCAUGUGGAGAAAUAUGGAGUCUGGGAUGCGGGUGUUAGAGGCUCUUGGACGGAAAGAAAAAAUUAACCUGAAGAACUGCAAGGAGCUAUACUCUCUUAGAGAUGCAGCCAUGCAAGAAUGCCAUUUACGAAUGGAGAGUUUAUCCCAGGCUCGAGAAUCCCUGAAGGAUUACCAGUGGGCCGCUCAAGGAGCAAUAGCCUUUCUUCAUAAUGCUGAAGCCACCUUUCUCUCAGCUCCUGGAGGGUUUUUGGACUGUACCGAGGAACAAAGACAGACCCAGCAGGCUCUAGAAGCUCUAGAAGACGGAUUCCAGGCUCAUAUAUGCCACCUUGUGGAGCUGGUGCCCCAGCAGCCCUGCCUCUCCCGUCCAAAGGCUGAGCAGCUCCACAUCAGCAUCCUCAGCCAGUUGUUGGUGGGAAGGGCUGUGCUGGAGGCCCAGGCCCAGCUCAGGCUGGAGUCCUUGCAGAGGUGUGCAGUAAGACAACAAAGCCACAGGAGCUGUCAUGAAGACAUACGGCAGCGUCUCUCUGGGUUUGAAGCCAGGCUUUCAGAGUGUGCCACAGCGCAAGUGACGUCAUAUGACAAAUGUGUUGUCCAACAAAAGAGAGCUACGCUGCUGAUGGGGGAUCUCCGCAGCCUCGCUGGGAAGAUAGAAGAACUGACGGCUGGAUGUCCGAUGCAGGGCUGUGGGGUCGGUAAAGAUGGUGAGCUGGGUGCCCUCUGGAGACGCUGGGUAUCGUUACGACGCGGUCUUGGCCUCCUGAUGGCGCACACAGAGCAGAGACAAGAGGAAUGGAAGGACAUCACUACAAGUAUCGAGCAGUGUUGCAGCUUUUUGGCCAGUCUUCAGGCUGAGGUCCCUGACUCCUCCACUGUGAGCUUCACCCAAGAGAAACCGCAGGAGCUUCUUGCCCAGGCUGAGAUGCACCAGGCUGGGCUGGAGCAGGAGCAGCAGGCCUUAGCCUCCCUGGAGCAUCGUCUGGAGCACGCCCUGAGCCUGUCCAGCUCCCAGGAUCCCGCCAGUCCUGGACCUGUUGGCAAAACACUUGUGAAGAUCCAAGAGAAUGUCAGGAGCCUGAGAGAGAGAAACCUGCUGGUUGUAGCUGCAGCCCAGGCAGAGGAGAAAGAGAGACAGCAACUCCAAGAGGAGAUAGGAGAGCUGGAGGCACACAUGGUCGACAUUCUCCCCACACUGGAAACCUGUUUGAAUCCAAGCAAACGACAGGAGCUCAGGAAGGAUUUGUCCUCCCAGAAAGCCAGACUGAAGUCUAUCAUGGACGGUGUGCAGAGCCGGUAUGCAGAGAUUCCUGCUGAUAUCAGCAAACAAUUACAAGACGUUCAACUGUCCCUUCAGAGAGCAGAGGUGAAGCUCAUCGAGGGGAGCAACCCGGUUCGGAAGCUGGCUGGACGAGUGGUAGAGCUGGGCUCUGGCCUCCAGAGAGUGAACACGUUACUGGAGCAGAAAAGUCCAACAGUCAGCGAAGCUCAAAAUGUGCUCAAGCGUGUUUGGGAUGAGCUGGAUGCAUGGCACAGCCGCCUGAUGCUGCUGGAGAGCGAGGUGCAGGAUCUUGCGGAGGAGCAGCCCGAUCACGCCCACCUCCUCAUGGACCAGCUCACACAACCGCUGCAGCUGUACCAAAACGCAUCGCAGAUGGCCGAGCAACGCACCUCCUUCCUCAGCAAGAUCCCUGCCUGCCUUCAGGAGUUUGAAGACAUUUUGCACAGCGCCACCUGUUGGUUAGACGAGGCCCAGUCAUGGCUCAGCGCUCCUUGUUCAUUCACAACAGCCAGAAGCCUCAAGAAUCAUGCAAACUCCCUACAGCUGGUCCUGGACGACUCUGAGAGGAUCAGACACGCCCUGCAGGACUUCAGGCUGGUGCUGGCUGAGAUCUCUGCCGUGUGCGACAUCAGCACGCAGGAGGAGAGGCUGGACCAGAACGACCAACAAGUCCGCAAAAUGCAACACAACGUCCUGGAGCCGUUAGAGCAACUCCUUCAGACUGCUGGAGCGGUGGAGGCGAUGGAAACUGAGCUAAAGACUAUGGAGAAGAACGUUCCGAAGAUCAGAACAAUUUUAUCCUCCAUGGAUAACUCCAACAUACCUCUGAUGGAGCACCUACACAACCGACAGGUAAUCUUGGCCAAUGUGCAGUCAAUGCGGAAGACACUGGAGGACAUGGAGAGGUGCAAAGGAGAGCUUCGCCUCCCACAGGGAGCAGAGGAGAGUCUGCUGGUCUUCUCCCGAGCCAGACUGCUCCUGCAGCCGCUCGAGGAGCUGGAACAACUCACCCAGGAACAGACCUCAGUGCUGGAGAACAAGAUCAGGGAGGAGGAAGAAACCGGUCAGGCUCUCAGUAUCACCACAGUCUCCAGUAUUCCUGAAGAGAUGCAGCAGCACGGCAGAUCCCCACAAAGACUCCAGGAGGCUUUUGAAGUGUCUAACUCAGAGGAAGAGGAGGAUGAGGAUGGCGAGAGUUGUCACUCGUCGUCCUCUGACACACUAACAUGCAGUAUCCCAGAGGACCCAGAGGACACACUCACCGUUUCAGAUGUGACAAGUGAGGAUAUUGCUGAAAUGAAGCCGCUGUCAAAAGUUAAGGAACUGGAGAGUUUGGCUCAUACGUCUUCUCCUGAAGUGGAGUCGAGUUUAAAAGCUGCUGAAUCAGAGCUUUUAUCUGUGACGCCUGGGAGCAACACUAUCGAUUUUGGAUCUAAAAAUGUUGAACCUGGAUUAGUAACAGUCGAUUCUAAAGCUGAUGUUGGCGAUUCAUCUCAUCCCAAACUUCUGAUGGCUGAACCGCCGCUGAUCACUGCAGCCACUCCAGCAGCUGAAGGCCAUUUUACUGCUGCUGCUGCUGCUGCACUGGACCAACAUCAAUCACCAAAGCAUAAAACCUUUAACACCGACCCUCACACAAAGCCCCCUCAGGCAGUGGCUGCAAUUGAAGACACAAGACUGAUUCCUACAAGACCUAUAACUCCAUUCUCUAGAGAAUUAGCUGGGUUUCAUAGAGGAAGGGACACUGUUAAUGGUUUGAAGGAGCAGAUAGAAGUCAGGAGCGGUCAGAACAGUUUGGUGGAAGAAUCCCAACAAGCCCAGGAGUCGUCUAAGGUGCCACUCAGCUUGACAGAGCACGAAGAUGACGAGAAGGAGCAGCAAAGGUGGAGUCGACUUCACAACCAGAUCUCUCAAAAACUGACCACUCUGAAAAAAGUUCAGGACGAGCAUCAAACCCACGAAAAGGUGAAGUCCGCAGACGGUUCCCAUCCAGGAGUGAAGGAGGAGUUGUACGAGGCUGUGCGGAGGGUCCUCCUCUGUCUGGACGCUUGCACUGACCUUCUGUUGACUCCUGGUGGCGCCAGUGAAGACGACCCCCGGCUGAGGCUCCUGCAGCAGGAGUGUGUUUCAGCUGAGCUGGUGACUCUGGCUGAGCUGUUGAAUAAAGUGGAAUCAGACGCCAGACCUGCGCUCUCAAAAGAGGAACCAGACGCUUACCACUGUUUGACGCGCCUUCAGGAUUGUCUCCAUACAGUCCAGCUGGUCUUCACCUCAUCCAGCAAUCAGCUCACUGAACAUCUGGGCUUCAAAACCCAACAUCAGGAGUUUUUCAACCAGCUGUGUAUUUUGGACAAGUUUGACCUGGGACAGAGCGAGACCUUCCCAAGUAUAAAGGAUGCUCCUGGUUUGGAGCAGUGUGUCCUGGGCAGACAUCUGAGGGAGAGUCCAGGGGAAAAAGCCAAGCUACAGCAAACCUCCCAGUCCUUGCUUCAGGGGAUAACUCACCUCCUGGAACUGGGCGAAGAAUGCAUAACAGAGAGGAAGAUGAGCCGGGUUCACAGCCGCAGCCAACUUCAAGCCGUUCUCAGCAGACACAAGAAGCUCAUGCAGGUCCUCGGGUCUCAGUUGGCUUUUGCGCAGCAUCUGUUCCGACGCGAGCCAGAAGUACUCAAGUGUCAAGAGGAUGAGCGGUUACAGCUGGAAGUCAGGGCCAAAGCUUUGCAGCAACAGGCUCUGGAACAGGAAGUGGCUUCUCAAAGGAGGCUGCAGGAGUGGACCCUCUGGGAGGAUAAUUGUGGUCGACUGGGUCGUGUGCUGGACGAGUGUGAAGCCCUCAUCAGCAGUGGAGAACCAGAGGGAGUCGAUGAGGAGGAGUCUGUCAGACUAGAUGCCUGCCAGCAAACACUGGCUCAGUUAGACGAGAGCAGAGCGGCCUUAGGACUGCUCCUGGAUCAGUGCAAGGUGCUGCAGACAGAACCAGCGUUUGCUGCCUCGGUCGGCCAGGCAGGAGGCGCUCUGGAGCUGCGAUGGAGGAGCGCCUUCAGGAGGACGGAGCAGGAGGUUCAACGCUGCAGAGACAUCCAGAACAUCCGGGCCAGGAGUCGUCACGUUCUGCCCCGCUGGAUGAGCUAUGUUUUCCUCGUCCCCCCCACAGAUUCCAGAAGGACUUUGCCUUCCGUCAGUGAAUGGCUGGUUGGUGCCAACGAACACCUGAAGACUUGGUCAGACCUGGCAGAGUCCUCAGACCUGAACCAGGAGUGUCUUCACAACUGUCUAAUCAAGCUGCUGGACUUCUCCAUGGAGGUGGAGGCCAUGUCGGUGCAGAGGGCAUCUGUGUCCAGGGCAGCCACUCAGCUGCUCCACCUGAGAGAAGCUGACUGCCCCGGGCUGAGAGCUCAGAUCGCACAGCUGGAGGUCAACUGGACCCGGCACACGUCUGAUCUGUCCAAGAUACAAGACCAGCUGCACCAGCGGCUGCUGGAUGGAUGGCCACCGGUGGAGCUGCUGUCUAACCUGGAGGACUGGCUGAAGAAGCAGGAGGCUCGGCUGAUUCAGGAGAAAGAAACACUUCUCAAGGCCAAAGACGCUGCUCAGAUGACUGAAGUCCUGCAGCACUACCGGGAGUUAAAGGCAGGUGUUGUCAGUGGGCAGCUCCUCCUUGACUUCCUGUGUCAGUCUGGGCCUCAGGCAGUGGGAGCAGACGUCCAGUCUCUCCGGUCUGAGCGAACAAUGUUUGCAGAAAAGCUUGGCGCCCUUAGACUCCAGUGGCUGCACCUCCAGAGGGAGCUGGAGAGCCAGAUCCGCGGAGCUGAACGGAUCCAUCGCACUUGUGCAGUCAGAGAGAGGCGGUUACAGCAUCUUCACAGUUGGAUAGAGCGGCAGAAAGAGCAGCUGAAUCAGUGGGAACAACCCACCAGUCAAACUCUGGCUCAGAAGGCUCUGCUGGAGUGGCAGGCGGUUGUAGGCAGAGUGAAGGAGGUGGCUGCAGCUUUGCAGGAGUUAAAAUCCACACGUGCCCAUGUUGAAAAAGAAGAGGAGCGUCCCUGUGAUAUCACCUUCUCAAACCAGGCAGAGAGCGUUAGCCGUGCCUGUGAGGAUCUUAGUCAGCAGAUGGAAACUCUGAGACCAGCUGUACAGCAGACAGUGGCAGAGUGGAGCAGUUUUGACAGAGAUCUUACGGAGGUUGCUCUGCAGGCCAGUAGGGUGCGCUGUGCUCUGCAGCAUCAGCGAGCUCCUCUGUUCUCACUAAAGCAGGCAGAGGGAUACAUGGACCUCCUCCAGCAGCUCCAGGAGCAGGCUGGAAAAGGAGAAGAGCUGUUGGCAGCUGUGGAAAAAUCAUUCCAGUGUCUUGCAAAGACUCUUCAUUGUGGAGCGGCACAGGCACUAGGUGAUCAAAUGGAAGGAGAGCGAAAACGGUGGAAGGACGUGGUUCAGGAGCUAAAGGACGAGCAGGUGAAGACUGGACAGACACUUUCCCUCUGGCAGGAGUACAGUCGUCUCUCUGAGAACUGCUCCCUUCACCUGCGACACCUGUGGCGUCAGUGGGAGGAGCUGUCGAGUUCUUCGCUCGCACCUGAACAGAACACGCAGGCUGUGAUUCACACAGUGGAGAAGUUGCAGGAUGUUGCUGAGAACUUGCAAAGCAGCGUGGGAGACGUGCUGGAGGCUUCCAAGCCUCUUACUGGUCUGCUAGAACCACUGGCUGCAAAUUUAAUCCAAUCGGACACCAGACUGCUGUCACGUGACGUCCUGCUGCUCAGCCAGGCAAUGUCAGGGAAAAAGAAAAGUCUUAAGGAGGAUUUGGAGGAGCAGAAGUUAUUUCAUACGUCUCUGCAGACCCUUGAAAAGCAGACACAGAACAUACAACAUAAACUGAAGGCUGGUUUAAAUGACAAAAACUCUGUGGAGCAGGUUCUCUCGGAGCUCAGUGAUCUGUUACCAUCACUGGUUGACGUCAGGGAGAUGAGUGGCUAUUUGAUCCUUAACGACCAGGAGGCGGAGAGACUGCACAUGCUCAUCAGGGAGUGGAUGGAAAGCAUGACUCGCACAUCUGAUAUAAACAGAGAGCUACAGGCUGAGCAUCAGGGUUCCCAGACCUUUCAGGAAAAGUGUAAGACCCUGACACAUAUGAAGGAGAAACUUGUUGAGGAAUCAAUGCCCAAAAAGCCUCAAAGUGACUCCAGUCUUCAAGAGAUGUUGACUGUCCAUCAGAGGCUUCAGGCUGAAGUAAUUACUGCUGGACACCAGCUUCUGCAGGGUCUUCUCUGUGAGGCAGUCAAGUCCAUGGAAAAAGAAACCGGAGAGAAAAGAUCUGAGUUCUUGGCACAAGUGUCCAGUGUGAGGGAGAGCUGGUUUAGUGCCGUUGUUCUGGCUGCUCAGCGCAGGUCUUGGGUGAAGGAGCAGCUCAGGCAGCGGAGAAUCUACCACCGCGGCUCCAAACUUCUGCGGAGGCUGCUGAGGGAUGUUGACCCUCUGCUGCCCCCUACUGGCCCUGCUCUGUGUACGCUGCAGCAGUUGCGAAGCUGUGCGGACGAUCACCAGUGUGUUGAAGAGGCUCUGGGUCUCCACUCUGCCGUGUACAACCAGACUCUGGAGGCUGGAAAACAUUUGAGCGAAACCAUGACAGAGUCUGAGAGUCGGAGUCGACUGCAGUCAGAGCUCCAGGACCUGGAGGAGGCCUGGAAACGAACCACCUCACUGCUGCGGAGGAGAAGAGACCUGGUUAAUACAACUGUUCAGAUGUGGUCUCAGUGUCAGGACGGGAUAACCAACAUUAAGACCAGGAUGAAGCAGCUGCUGCCUGAAAAACCAGCCGACUCGAAGAAAGAGAAGCUCAUUCAGGAGAUAGAGCUCUCUCUGCAGCGUUUGUCCAGUGGAUUGAGGGAACUGGGCACCAUGAAGACAGACCUGUCCCAGUACAUCGCGGCUGGUGACUCGGCUCUGCUGGAGCAGCAGCUGGAGCAACUCCACGGUCAGUGGGAAGAGCUGUGCAUGAAGGUGUCUCUGCGCAGGCAGGAAAUCGCAGACCGCCUCAAUGCCUGGACCAUCUUCAACGACAAGAACAAAGAGUUCUGCGAUUGGCUGACCCAGAUGGAGAACAAGGUGUGCCACAGUGGAGACCUGAGCAUCGAGGAAAUGGUGGAGAAGCUGAAGAAGGACUGCAUAGAGGAAAUCAAUUUGUUCAGUGAGAAUAAAAGCCACCUGAAGCAGUUGGGUGAGCAGCUGCUGUUAGCCAGCGAUGAGGCCAAGCAGACUCAGGUCCACGGCUCGUUGCAGGAGGUCAACCAGCGCUGGCACAGCCUCUUCCGUCAGAUCGAAGCCAGGGUGAAAAAGCUGAAGGAGACUCUGGUGACAGUGCAGCAGCUGGAUAAAAACAUGAGUAACCUCCGCUCCUGGCUCUCCCGCAUCGAGGCCGAGCUGUCCAGACCAAUCACCUACAGCGUCUGUCACCACCAGGAGAUCCAGAGGAGGCUGGCCGAGCAGCAGGAGCUGCAGAGAGACAUUGAGCAGCAUACGGAGGGCGUAGCGUCGGUGCUCAGUCUGUGCGACGUUUUGCUGCGGGACGAAGAUGCUGCCGGCGGCACUGAGGCAGAGAGCGACUCCCUGCAGGAGACCAGCCGUAGCCUGGACCAGCGCUGGAGGACCAUCUGUGCCAUGGCUCUGGACAGGAGGCUCAGGAUCGAGGAGACGUGGAGACUCUGGUGCAAGUUCCUUGACGACUACUCACGGUUUGAGGAUUGGCUCAAGAUGGCUGAGCGCACCGCCGCCAACCCCAACUCUGCAGACGUCCUUUAUACUGUUGCCAAAGAGGAGCUCAAGAAGUUCGAGGGUUUCCAAAGGCAGGUUCAUGAGCGUCUGACCCAGCUGGAACUAGUCAACAACCAGUACCGCCGUCUGGCCAGGGAGAACCGCACCGACCGGGCCAGUCAGCUCAAAGCCAUGGUCCAUGAAGGUAACCGGCGCUGGGACACCCUGCACCGCAGAGUGGCUGCCAUCCUCCGCAGGCUGAAGUAUUUUACCAGCCAGAGGGAGGAAUUUGAAGGCACCAGGGAGAGCAUGCUGGUGUGGUUGACGGAGCUGGACCUGCAGCUCACCAACGUCGAACACUUUUCAGAGAGCGACGUCCAUCACAAGAUACAGCAGCUCAAUAGUUUCCAGAAGGAGAUCACGUUGAACACAGAGCGCAUUGACGGGCUGAUAGUGUUUGGAGAGGGUCUGAUCCAGAAGAGCUCACCGCAGGAUGCAGCACUGAUAGAGGACGAGCUGGAGGAGCUGCACACCUACUGCCAGGAGGUUUUCAGCAGACUGGUCCGCUUCCACCAGCGCCUUAGCCAGCCCCCGAUAAUCAUAGAAGAACCUGAGCUGUCCAGCACCACCUUUUCCUUGGAGUCCAGCUUGGAGCUGAUUGGUCGGCCUUGGCUCGGGCGGAGCCAAGUCAGCCUCCCGGCCACACCCACCCACCUGCUGCCCUCCCCACUGGAGCGUUCGGGUCGGGAGACACCGGUGAGCGUGGACUCGCUGCCUCUGGAGUGGGACCACACCGGAGACGUGGGAGGUUCGUCGUCACAUGAGGAUGACGAGGAGGAGGAGGAGCACGAGGAGGAGGGAGCUUACUUCAGUGCACUAUCAGAGGUGGAGUUGACCGAGAGCCAGCAGGAUUUUGUCGAAGCCCCCAAGGCGCUACGAGCCUCCUCGCUGGCUCCAAGCAGGUCCAUGGUCGUACAUGAGUCUCCAGGAUGGAGGUCAGCAACAGACCUGGACACACAACCUCUCCAGGGCCACACCGAGGCUGCACCCACCCUCACCAGCACUCCACUAAAGCAGGGCUAUCUGCGUCUCAUGUCUCAGUGCAGCGGUAGCAUCAAGGACAUCAAAAGAGUCUCACUGAUCCUGGAUGAAGAGGAGCAGCCGAAGGAGCUCGGUCUGACAGGACUAACAUCCUCAGACAAACAGUCAGGUGUGAUUGAACGCUGGGAGCUGCUCCAGGCUCAGUCCAGGAGCGAUCAGCAGGCCGACCCUCAGGAGCCUCAACAGCUCACGUCCGACCUCGACGACAUCACCUCCUGGUUAGAAAACGUGACCCCGGAGCUGGACCGCCUCCGGCUGUCCGACCCCGCCACGAGUAUUGAAGACAUGGAAUCCAGAGCCAAAGAACUAAAGGAAAUGCAGAAGGUGUUUACUCACUACAAGUCCAUCAUGCUGUCCAUCAACCUGAGAGCUCAGGAGGCUCCAGAAUUACAGGAGAGACUGGCGAGUAUGAACAGAGACUGGAGCAGAGCAUGUACAGGCGUCCAGCAGUGGGACACCAGUCUGAGGAAGACUCUGAUGCGCUGCCAGGAGUUUCAUGAAACCCUCCACUCUCUGUUACUGUGGCUGGCCCACGCAGAGAGUAGACGCUACACAGUGGACAUCAAUAAUCCAGACACACCUGUCAGAGCCCUGCAACAACAUCACAACACACUCACUGACCUGCAGGAGGAGCUGAGGGGCAGGCAGGUUCAGCAGGCCUCACUCCAGGCUCUGUGGUCUCAGCUCCAGCCUGAGGACGGAGCGGAGGAGAGCGACGAGGCCCAGGAGAAACUCCACGUCACAGGAAGCAAGCUGAGGUUGCUCUUGAGGGAGGUGGACCAAGACCUGAGCACCCUGCAACAGCGACUGAGCUGUGAAUCUGCAUCAGACGUUCAAGGUCAAUGUGCCUCUGCAGAAUCUUCUCAGGAGGCUGCACACUCAAAGAAAGGUUCCUCCACACAAAGAGAGAGGAGGGAGGCGUCGCCACCACGAUCCUUCUUCUACCGAGUCCUCCGUGCUGCUUUCCCCCUCCACCUCCUCCUGCUGCUCCUCCUGCUGCUCCCCUGUCUGAUCCCCAUGUCAGAGAGUGACCCCAGCUGCACUGUGACUAACAACUUUGCACGGUCUUUCUAUCCCAUGCUACGCUACACCAACGGCCCACCGCCCACCUGAUGACAAUAAAACUGGGGAAAAAAAUAUGACAUUUUGCCAUUUUUCAUACGAAACAAGUCAUCUUUUUGUCAAACUGAAACACACGACCAAACAUAUAAGAUUAAUAUAAGUCACAUUGAUGAAUCUAUUAUUUCCCAAAGUCUCUAAACUGUAUUUUAAUGUCUAUUUUUUUAAGAUUUGAACAUAGAACAUUGUAUUUAUUCCAGGAAGAAAACCUACCAAUUUGACUCCAUUUCAAUCAGGAAAAACAGCAUGUGAACAAAAAUGUAGAUAUUUAAAUUUAAUAAGACAAAGAUCUGUCUAAACUAUCUAAGAACAUUGAUCACUGCAUCUUUCAGCUACUGUAUGAUAGUCAGGAAAAGCCAGCAAAUAUAUUUAGUGAGUUCACUGGAAAAUAACAGAAGAGGUAAGACCCGGUAAAAUGACAAAAUCACAUUUUUUUACCCAUUUGACUCAAUUGGGUUUAAAGUGACUGUAGAAGGCUACACUUUUACAUGUUCAUACUCAGAUGUCACUACUAUCAUGCUCUGAACUGUACGUUAUUUUAUGAACUGGUUGACAUUUCAUGUUUGUCUAACAUUAUCUUGCCUGUUAUACUGAACUUGACAAAAAUGUAUUUUUUAAAAACAAAAGACACUGGUAAGUUUGAAUGUACUCUAUAAGGCCAACAAUACAAAAUUAUAGCAGUUUUUAUACACAUACAUGUAUAUCCAUAUUUUUUUAGAUGUUUUUUUGUAGGUUAUGAGCAGACAUUUCCAUCCUCCUGGUGCACUGUUGAAACACUGUAGAUUUAGCAGGAUGAUGUGUAUGUACAGAUUGUAAUAAUAUAAUUCAUAUUUAUAACAUCAAACGGUGAAUUUGUGCUCCUGAUUUUCUGGUAGUAAACACUGAUUGUCUUAA
This is a messenger RNA of Lates calcarifer (barramundi perch), 23175 nucleotides long. Its product is annotated as nesprin-2. The record is from RefSeq and is a predicted model, not a curated record. Lineage: Eukaryota; Metazoa; Chordata; Actinopteri; Centropomidae. Gene Ontology annotation, cellular component: membrane. Gene Ontology annotation, molecular function: protein binding.